Molecule: messenger RNA, 3499 nt
Organism: Doryrhamphus excisus (bluestripe pipefish)
Lineage: Eukaryota; Metazoa; Chordata; Actinopteri; Syngnathiformes; Syngnathidae
Source: RefSeq, a predicted model, not a curated record
GGCAGUCGUUCUCCUGCGGGGUCAGCAGCAAGGAGCCCACGUUAGCGGCCCUGCGGGGCGGCGGGUGGUUGUUCAUGGCUUGGAGUUGUUGCGAAACGACGUUGUUUGUUGGUGCUAGCAAAGUGCUAAUGACGACUAUUUACAAAACAUCCAUGCGGGCUCCGGACGAUGUGGCCUCCGGCCGGAUCAUCUCCGCCGACUGCGGGCUGGAGGGCGGCCAAGGACUGGGCGUGUCCUGGGACUGCACCUGCCUCGAAAAGCAACUUAAUUCCUCGGUUAGAUUUUAAAUAAGUUAAAUUAUGGCCUCUGUUGUUGUCUUCAGGCACACAAACGCGUAAGUUUCAUCGUAAAAAGUCAAUCAGCCACAGCAGCGAUGCGUCCAUCCAACAUGGCAACGACAUGGAGCGUACCACUCUAGCUAGGUGGACUGUGGGCGGGGGUGUUCGAAAAAUGUCCACCGGAACUACAGCGAGGAAUAUGAACUCAGCGAACAUAAAAACUGUUACUAAAUAUAUCAAUUAAUGUUACGAUUAAUAAACUUGAAACAAAAUGUGAAACGCAAUUUGAAUUCGAUGUUCUAAUAAAGUGGUUUAGUCCGAGGAAUGCCGCUUUGCGGAGGCACUGGUGGGCGGGUUCAGUGUGACGUCAUAUGUGAAGGCCAGAUGGCGGACGCAGAGAUGUAAAUAAGAACCCCACAAAGUCGUAAAUUAUUUAAUAUUUCGUUCGCUAGGACUCCGCGUUUUAACGAACCCUUUAUAGCACAAACUGUGGAUAAAAAUAUGAACAAUAUUUGUCAUAAAUUUCGUGUAUUUCCGCGAGUUGUUUUUUAACACGAAAAAACUUUAUUUGUAUCUGAAUUUAACAAACCUAUUCAAUGAUAAAUGAUAUGUUAUGCGAUGUUUUGUUUGAAUGGUAACUGUCAUUAAAGGAAAGGGGGAGGGGCUUGUCGCGUUGUUGCCAUGGCAACGUGUAAACGGAAGCCCUAUUGUUGCUAACGGGACUAGGAUCAUGUCGGAGGAAGAGCAGCAGAGUCCAGCUGAAGGAAACCCCUCACAGGAGGACCCAGAAGAACCCCUUCAUGAGGAGGAGCAGCAGCAGGUUGACGGGUCGAAUCCAGUAGAGCAGCAAACUGAUGCUGAAACAGAACAACCCAAUAAUGAGGAAAAUGCAGAAGAGUCCACAGCUACAGAUGAGCAGCAGGCUGACGUUGUGACGGAUCAAUCCAACAACGAGGACAAUGUGGAACACUCAGCGGCGACAGAUGAGCAGCAGGCUGACGUUGUGACGGAUCAAUCCACCAACGAGGACAAUGUGGAACACUCAGCGGCGACAGAUGAGCAGCAGGCUGACGUUGUGACAGAUCAAUCCAACAACGAGGACAAUGUGGAACACUCAGCGGCGACAGAUGAGCAGCAGGCUGACGUUGUGACGGAUCAAUCCAACAACGAGGACAAUGUGGAACACUCAGCGGCGACAGAUGAGCAGCAGGCCGACCAGACUGAUCAGACCAACGAUGAUGAGGAGAAAGUGGAAACGUCAACAACGUCAGGGCAAAUGGCGGCCGACGAGGAAAGCCUCACAGAGCACGGCGUCCUUCCUCACAGCACCGUAACCGUGGAGACGACAUCAUCAGACCCCGACAAACACCCGCUGACAGCGGCCGACUUGAUCGCAGGGCCAGAAGCCAUGCCUGACGUCAUCAAUGUCAGCCUGCAGACCGAUGAUGGCGUGCUCCAGGAUGUGCCGGUGGAGAUCGAGCGUCCCCAACAGGAGAAAGCGUUCCUGGGCGGCUACAGGCACAAGCUGACGGGGGCCGAGUACCACCACGCCACCGCCCAGACUCGACCCAGGAGGAGGCCCGACCGAGGGGUGGUUGUGUUCAGCCGCGAAACGCAGACAGCGGAACUGGUCUCCGAGACCCAGCAGUCCGCCCCCAGCGUCACCACUCAGAUGACCAGCGUCGGCUGCUACAUCUCCAACCUCACCGACAAGCUGCUCAGCCCGGGAAGCUACCUCACCGCCGAGGAAUACCACAACACUAGACUAAACGCGGUGAUACGACUGCAGGCGCACACUCGCCGCUGGCUCAGCUGUCGUGCGGUGGACCGCCUGAGAAGGCAACGCGACCGCCGCCUGACUUGGAUGGACCUCCAGGAGAGGAGGCGACAGGAGGAGAAGGAGGAGCUCAUGCAGGACAGCCGCAACCGAUGGAUGCAACCGAAGAAGCGGGAGGACCUCAACCUGCUGUACCACGCCCUGGAGAAGUGGAGGAGCGACAAGGAGCAGCAGAUCAACACCACGCUGCGAGGAUCCGAGAGGAAGGCCGCCCUCUGCUCGCUGCUGGAGCAGGAGACGCAGUACAUCGCCACCAUCGGACGCCACGGCAUCGCCAUCAGGAGCAACAACUACAACAAAGCUGUGCGGAAGUUCCUGGACAAGUCGUCCACACCUCACCAGUGGCGAGCGGCAGACGGACGCCUGAUCGAGAUGGACACCCCUGACACCAUCAGAGCCAGGGAGCUGGGGGACCUCUACGACUGUGUGGCCAUGUCGCCCAUCAGCCAGGAGCAGCGCCUGGACAUCCUGCUGUGCCUCAAGCAGACUGUGGAGGAGCACCCGUGUCAGCUGACCCGGGACAUUGUGGACCUGAUCAACAGAGAGCAGGACCUCAUGAGACGGCACGUCAAGCCGGCCAACAUGGACGGUCUGAGGAAGAGACUCUCCACCCUCUUCCUGCAGUUCAUCAGGACUCCGGGAUUCAACCCUGAGGUGGCCAAGCACCUGAAGGUGCCCCAGAGCCCCUCCCUGCUGAAGAACGACGUGUUCCUCUGCCACGGCUGCCAGCGCUACCUUGGCUCCUCCCACUUCAAGUCCUGCACCAGGGCCCACCUGAGCCGCCGCUGCCUGGACUGCACCAGACUGAGGAACAUCGCCGGGAGCCGCGACGACUACUCCUGCUACAGGAGCAUGCUGAAGAAGCUCAGGGACAGCGAGCUGCUCCUCAGCAAGGACAACACCAUACCCUUCAUCCUGCAGGCGGAGGACCUGCAGUACCUCGUGGAGGUGAUUUGGGGCGCCCACUCGGCCCUCAGCGCCUGCAACGACCCCUUCAGCCUGGCCUUGGUGCGAUGGGAACGCCACAAGGACUGGAGCCCCUGGAACUGCAUCCUGCUCAGCAAGGAGGAGAUGUCGGCUCACCUGCAGGUGGAGGACGUUCACAAGGUGUACGACGCAGCCGUCAUCCACAGCAUCGAACACAAACACCUGCUGGCUCGCCGCCACUACAACCAGAUCCCGUCCAUGGUGACCCAAGCGUCCAAAGCGGCCGUCGGCAAACACGGAAUGUUGAACGCCUCUUCCCGCAUGAAGUGACGUGGAAUUAUUAUUAUUAUUAUCAUUUAUCAUUUAAUUCAUUGAUUUUGGCAUGCAGUUUUUAAAUAAAAUCCAACCCUACACAACCAUAUUUUUCACUAUAUUCCUAUAAUAUUGUAAUUAUUUU